Molecule: messenger RNA, 1344 nt
Organism: Penicillium cinerascens
Lineage: Eukaryota; Fungi; Ascomycota; Eurotiomycetes; Eurotiales; Aspergillaceae
Gene: cwc25
Product: U2-type spliceosomal complex subunit CWC25
Exons: 2
Coding region: 1-1344 (447 amino acids)
Biological process (GO): mRNA splicing, via spliceosome
Cellular component (GO): U2-type spliceosomal complex
Source: RefSeq, a predicted model, not a curated record
AUGGGUGGCGAUUUGAACUUGAAGAAAUCAUGGCACCCGGGGUUGAUGCGCAACCAGGAGCGUGUAUGGUCGGAGGAGAAGCGCGCCCUGGAAGAACGCAAGCGCAUCGAUCAACUGCGCCGUGAACGCGAUGAAGAGCGCCAGAUGCAAGAAAUCCAGCGCCUCCACGAGGCCUCCGGCAAACCGAAGCAGCACAACCGAGUCGACUGGAUGUACCAAGCACCUUCUAGCGCAACAGGCCAGUACUCGGAGGAGAUGGAGGGAUACCUGCUGGGCAAGCGCCGCAUUGAUGGAAUUCUAUUGAAGAACGAUACCGACAACCAGAAGCUGGAGAAGGGCGCUGAUCUUGCUGGCGCGAAUGCGGUGGCGGCAGCUGCGGCGGGUCCAUCUGUUGGAUCUCAGCGUGAUACCAUGACGAAGGUCAUGGCUGACCCCCUGUUUGAAGUCAAGAAGAGGGAGCAAGCUGCGUACGAGGCUAUGGUUAAGGAGACUAUGCGCCGGAAAGAGAGGGAGGAGAAGCGCGGUGCUCGCGAUGGAGAUCGGGAUCGAGAUUCAAAGCGCCGAAGAUACAGUGAUGAUGCAGAGGAUGAGCGUCGAUCCCGCCACCAUCGCUCUUCGCACCGUCAUCGGUCUAGGUCUCCUGGACGUUCCCACCGUGGACAUCGCAGUGAACGUGAUCGCGAUGAUCGUGAUCGCCGGGAAGACAGACGCCGUGAGGAUGGCCGUGAGGAUGGCCGUGAUCGAAAAGACGAGGAUACUCGAUCUCGGCGAGACGACAGGGAUCGGGAUCGUGACCGGGGCCGCCGCGACGACCGGGAGAGAAGAAACUCUUAUACCAACCGUCGAGAUCGUCAUGAUAGGCGUGAUCAAGACAAUGACCGAACCCGAUCUCCGCGUGCUUCUCCCCGACGACGUUCUCCAUCUCCACGCCCUACAGAAGAUCGCAGUGACCGCCGCGGUGAACAGGACAGCGGCCGUAACCAGGACAGUCGCCGCGAUUAUCCUAGACGAGACUACAGCAAUGGCCGUCGUGCAUCCGGCCGAGACCGUGGCCCACCGCCUCCCCACCCCGUAGUCAACAAGCCCGAUCCCAAGGAACAGGAAGAAGAGCGCCGCCGCAAGCUGGCCGAGAUGCAAUCCAACGCCAACGAUCUCGAGACAGAUCGUCGCCAGCGCAUUGCAGAGAUCACGACAAAGGAAGAACAGCAGGCAGAGGCAGACAACAGAACACGUUCAGACCGUGGUCAAUUCAUGUCCCAGAUCCACAAACGUGCACAAGAGGAUACGCUGGAUGAGCGCAUCAAGCGCAGCCGCGGUGGGCUAUCCAGGAUGGAGGAGGAUUGA